AAGUAAGAAACUCUGAUUUUCGAACGCAUUAGUCAACUGUGCUCACUUGUGGCCAGAUUCGUGCCAAACAACCUGUUGACUCGACUUUAUUUUAUAAUGGCGACCCUGGAUUCGAGCAAACUGCCGAUAGUGAAGAGAGGGUUGCAUGUUCCACCCCUAGAAGAAAUAAGAGACAUCCUGAGGGAAGCCUUGCCUGCAAACUUUGCCGAAGUAACAAUAGAUGUAGUUGAUUGUCCGGACCUCACUCAACGGCCAUUCUCUUUGGCUGAAUCAGGUCUUGGCGGUGGUACAAAACUUAUUGAAAUCGGUGGCAUUUCAUACUUGUUCCCUCAUGUCAACAGAGAAAAGGUGUAUGAUAUAAAAUCCAUAAUUCAGAACAUAGAUCACAGUGGCAAAGCGUUCAUCAUUGGUGCUGGAGUUGGGCCAUGGCCACUUGUUAACUCAAAUUGCGAGUUGAUGAUGAACAUGUCAAUUUCUCCGGCAGAGAAUUCUACUAAGAAUGCUACUCACAUUUGUAUGGUUGACAAAGGUGAUGGAAAAUGUGUUGACCAGACCUUAUCUUCUAGUGAAACACGUUUCUCUAUAUCAGCCAAUCUGUUUCUAAGUGAGGGCAAACCUGGCAAAGUCAUAAAGGUUCAUGCCAAAAAACGAACGGGUAGUAACGAUUUUAUUGCUAGCAUUCGCGCAGCCCUAGCAGCUCGUUACACCGAACAAGUUGUUUGUUUGGGUGGAGCCUUUCUUCUAAAAGAAGGUAAAGCCACACUCCACAUUAUGUCGGAUUUUACUGACAAGGAGAAACCACUAAUAAGUUAUGAUGACUUGAAGGGAUGGCUCCGCUUCUACGAAAUGUCUGCACCCCUGGUAGCUCUUGGUACACUGGCCACUGCAAGAACAGAUUUGGAUCUACUAGUUGAACAUUUCCAUACCUUCUCUGAUCAUGGCGAAGGAGGGCAUUUCCACGUUGACACGACUCCAGAUACUGCUGAGUAUUUGGGCUACUUCAACGUUAUUGAGACAAUUUGCAGAGUAGAUCAACCUGCCGAGCCUUUCAACUUUAAGGGGGAAUUUAAUUUAGUUUAAUUU
This is a messenger RNA of Diprion similis, 1083 nucleotides long. RefSeq names its product ester hydrolase C11orf54 homolog. The transcript has 7 exons. Bases 97 to 1080 code for a protein of 327 amino acids. The record is from RefSeq and is a predicted model, not a curated record. Gene Ontology annotation, molecular function: zinc ion binding; hydrolase activity, acting on ester bonds. NCBI's taxonomy places the organism in Eukaryota, Metazoa, Arthropoda, Insecta, Hymenoptera, Diprionidae. Gene Ontology annotation, cellular component: nucleus.